This is a messenger RNA of Desarmillaria tabescens, 684 nucleotides long. RefSeq lists its product as uncharacterized. The record is from RefSeq and is a predicted model, not a curated record. Bases 25 to 579 code for a protein of 184 amino acids. The transcript is spliced from 3 exons. Lineage: Eukaryota; Fungi; Basidiomycota; Agaricomycetes; Agaricales; Physalacriaceae.
CUCUCUGCUCCUUCCCUGAACAAAAUGCUUCGCGCACCCUCCUCGCGGGAGCUCGUUCUUGGCUUUCGUCGCUCCUUACAUACAUCACAAGGAAAUGUAGAUCUUCCCCCGUUCCUACCAACAACAGCGCCAAUGCACUGGCUCUCUGAAAAUGAACUUAGGCAAUACAUCCCUCCUCUGAUGCGCGUAGGUUGGUGCCUAAGAUGGUCUACCAAGCUCAAAUCCUGUGAACUCUCUUCGGAGUUUCCCAUUGCCGGAUACAAGACCGCUAUGCGAUUCAUGAAUGACAUCUACAAUUGCCGCAAACGUCUUAGCAUCUCCGUUCAGACGCACAGCGCGCUUUCACCGCCGAUUUUUCUCCCGGGGAAAGCUGAGAGUGAGGGUGUACCGUAUAAGUAUCCUGGAAUUACGCUUCGUGAUGUGCGUUUCGCGAUGCUCGUUCAAAAACACUAUGCGGAGAACUAUCAGCCAAAGCCUCGGAAACCGCGCGAUGUUCCCGAAGCUCCGGAAGUAUUGACUGAUGGAUCACUUUUGAGGGGUAUCUUGGAGCGUGCGGGUAUUCCUUACGCUACGGACUAAGCAAAGGCUCAGUACUCAAGUCGCCGCUUGGGACGUCUCUACCUAUGGAGGGGUAUUUCCUGUACUCUCUUAUUGUAGAACCCAAGGAAAUCAGAUGAUAAUAAU